Pochonia chlamydosporia 170 is the source of this 1074-nucleotide messenger RNA. RefSeq names its product ATP-binding domain 1 family member B. The coding region runs from base 1 to 1074 and encodes 357 amino acids. Gene Ontology annotation, molecular function: GTPase activity. The transcript has 3 exons. Lineage: Eukaryota; Fungi; Ascomycota; Sordariomycetes; Hypocreales; Clavicipitaceae. Gene Ontology annotation, cellular component: cytoplasm. The record is from RefSeq and is a predicted model, not a curated record.
AUGCCCUUUGCGCAGCUCGUUCUCGGCAGCCCCGGCUCUGGCAAGAGCACAUAUUGUGAUGGCAUGCAUCAAUUUAUGGGCGCCAUCGGCCGGGCAUGCUCUGUCGUGAACCUCGACCCUGCAAACGACCAUACCAAUUACCCUUGCGCGCUCGACAUUCGAGAUUUGAUAAAGUUGGAGGAUAUUAUGAAAGAGGACCGGCUUGGUCCCAACGGUGGCAUUUUGUAUGCCCUCGAAGAACUAGAGCACAACUUUGAGUGGUUAGAGGAAGGCCUGAAAGAGUUGGGUGACGACUAUAUCCUAUUCGACUGCCCUGGCCAAGUCGAGCUGUACACACAUCACGCGUCACUACGGAACAUCUUUUACAAGCUGCAGAAAUCUAAAUUCAGGUUUGUCUGCGUACACUUGUCAGACUCAAUCUGCGUCACCCAACCGUCAUUAUACGUCUCCAAUGUACUCCUUUCGCUGCGCGCCAUGAUUCAAAUGGACAUGCCACAUGUCAACGUGCUGUCUAAAAUUGACAAAGUGUCCUCUUACGACGAGCUGCCCUUUAACCUCGAAUUCUAUACCGAUGUUGAUGACCUAAACUACUUGACCCCAUACCUCGAAGCCGAGUCUCCUGCUCUUCGAAGCGAAAAGUUUGCUGGGCUAAAUGAAGCCAUUGCCAACAUGAUAGAAAGCUAUGGUUUGGUGCGGUAUGAGGUUCUUGCUGUCGAGAAUAAGAAGAGCAUGAUGCAUCUGCUCCGAGUCAUUGAUAGAGCAGGAGGAUAUGUCUUUGGCGGAGCGGAAGGAGCCAAUGAUACCAUCUGGGCCGUCACCAUGAGGAGUGAAUCAUCCAUGCUAGAUGUUCAGAAUAUCCAAGAACGAUGGAUCGACGAGAAGGAGGAGUAUGACAGGAUGGAAAAGGAGGCUGAGGAAGAGCAAGCAAGGCUUGCGCAGGAGCAGGCCAUGGAGCUUGAUGAUGCACCGCCGGCAGCCCCAGCCCCUGCCGAUGCUUCGACGCAGAUGGAUCCCGACUUUGGUGACAUGUCGAUGCCUUCAGAUAGCGGCAUCAAAGUGGUUAGAAAAAAAUGA